Messenger RNA from Vigna radiata var. radiata (mung bean), 1020 nucleotides. RefSeq lists its product as uncharacterized. The coding region runs from base 1 to 1020 and encodes 339 amino acids. Lineage: Eukaryota; Viridiplantae; Streptophyta; Magnoliopsida; Fabales; Fabaceae. The record is from RefSeq and is a predicted model, not a curated record. The transcript has 2 exons.
AUGGAAACUACUGUGGAAAACUCAUCCCAAGCUUUUGGUGCGAACACGUUUGGAGGAAAUAGACCAUACCAGAAUUAUCAUGAUUCAUCCUCCAAUAGGUAUCAACAAAACAUGCAACCUUAUGUUCCACCUCAACAAAGGCAGCAAUCUCAACCCGAAAUAUCACUGCAAGAUUUCAUGAAAACNAUGCUUGAGCAAAAUUCAAAAAUCAAGAAAUCAAUUGCAAAGUUGACUCAGAGGGUUGAUAAGUUAGAGACUAAAGAAUCAAACAAACUGCCUGCACAAAUAGUGAUCAACCCGAGGAAUGUAAAUGCUAUAACUUUGAGAACGGGUGAGCAAGUAGAAAGCCCUGAAGGAGUCCAAAAAAAUGAAGAUAAGGAAGAAGAAGAAGCACAAAUUGAUGACAAUGGAGGACCAAAUGAACCACUACCUGAGACUACCACUAAAAAAUCCAGGUUAGUACCUCCUAACUCUUCUUCUAAAAAUUCUUCUUCAUCUUAUUCUCCACCUCCUCCAUAUCCCAAUCGGUUGAAGCUGAGAAACAAAAAAAUGGAAGAAUUAGACCUAGAGAUCUUGAAUAUUUUCAAAAAGGUGGAGAUCAACAUUCCCUUGCUUAAUGUUGUUAAACAAAUCCCUAAAUACGCCAAGUUUUUAAAAGAACAUUGCACAAAUAAAAGGCGCAUUGGGGAUAACAAGGUUGUGAAUUUGGGAAGAAAUGUGUCAAGCUUGGUAAAGAAGCAUAUUGAAAUACCACAAAAAUGCAAAGAUCCAGGUAUGUUCUCUAUUGCUUAUCUUAUUGGAAAUUCAAAGUUUGACAAUGCUAUGCUAGAUUUAGGAGCUUCCAUUAAUGUAAUGCCUUUAUUAGUUUUUACUUCUCUAUCUCUGGGACCUCUUAAGACUACUGGUGUGGUCAUUCAACUGGCCAACCGUAGCACAGUUAACCCUGCAGAGGGAUUACCAUUUCAGGCUGUUCAGCUUCUUGAUGAUGUUGAUGCCAUCCACACAGGAGAUGGGGAGUAA